Molecule: messenger RNA, 1509 nt
Organism: Pleurotus ostreatus (oyster mushroom)
Lineage: Eukaryota; Fungi; Basidiomycota; Agaricomycetes; Agaricales; Pleurotaceae
Exons: 6
Coding region: 1-1509 (502 amino acids)
Biological process (GO): phosphatidylinositol-mediated signaling; lipid metabolic process
Molecular function (GO): phosphatidylinositol-4,5-bisphosphate phospholipase C activity
Source: RefSeq, a predicted model, not a curated record
AUGGCAGAAACUCAGGAUGAAGAGUGGAAGGCCCAGAUCUCUACGUUGUUUGAGGUGGAAACUUCCGUUAACUUAGAUGCCAUGGAUCCGGCGAAGUCUUAUGCCAGGAUCAGUCCAGAGAUCACAGAGUAUGUCAGCCAGCUUGGAGAGGAUUUGACUGUGUUGCUGCAACGCCCGGCCCUUAUCCCCCCUCCCAUGAGUUCCUCAUUUCCGUUGACCGACUACUUCAUUUCAUCAUCUCAUAACACAUAUCUCCUAUCGAGACAGCUCGUUGGCCGAGCAUCUGCUGCAUGUUACUCACAUGUUCUGUCUCGCAACGGUCGCUGCGUCGAAAUAGACGUUUGGCCUUCGUCCAAUGGUCCAAUCGUCACCCAUGGCUAUACUUUGAGCAAAAGUAUCAGCUUCCACAGCGUUUGUGCAGCCAUAGGUGAUUCGGUCGGUGAAUAUGAUUGGCCGACUAUGGUCAGUCUGGAGUGCCACGUCGGUGUCGAGGGUCAACAAGAAUUAGUGGAUAUAAUGGUACAGACGUGGGGCGACAAGCUGGUGCAGCGGCGGCUUGAUACGAUAGAAGAUGGUAAAACCUCGCCCGGAGACCUCUUUGGGAGAAUCCUCCUCAUGGUCGAAUAUUAUCCUCUUGGCGUGCCAGAACCUGGGGCCGACUCCUCGUCAGAAUCGGAGGGCGAAGACGGCCCUGGUGCCCCCCCAAAGCACACUCGUAUUUCACCGUCUCUUGCGGAGCUUGGGUUCUACGCGCGCAGCAUGAAGCCAAAGGAGGGCUGGCUACACGAGGAAAUUCUGGAGCCAAAGAACAUCCUCAUCAAUAUUUCCGAAUCUUCCAUCUCAUCCCUUAUUCCCAAAUCACUUCAACAUCUGAUCUCUCAUGCACAUCGCCAUCUACGUCGGGUCUAUCCUCGUGGUACGCGGAUAGGUUCCAGCAAUCUUGACCCCGUGAAGUUCUGGCGUGAUGGAUCGCAGGUGGUGAGCCUCAACUGGCAAAACUACGAUCGAGGGAUGCAGAUCAAUGAAGCGAUGUUCGUUGGAUCCCCGGGUUGGGUGCUCAAGCCUGCUUCUUUCUUGGGUUUGGAGAGAGGCGGUCCGAAGAAGAUCAGCUUUGCGUGUCGUAUAGUGGGAGUUAGCGGCUUGCCUACCCCCGAGGGUCGCGAACUUGGAGAGCCUUAUUCUGUCUACCUUAAAGCCCAUCUAUUCCACGCUGGUGGCGACAAGAAAUGGAAGUCGUCUUCAGUAAAAGCUGGGGGCAACAUGGGAAUGGACGGGGCUGACGUGAUGUGGAAAGAGAGUUUUGAAUGGUGGCUGGACGCUGACGAACUCGCAUUUCUAAGACUAUCGAUAUAUGACGAUAAAUACGCCGGUGACAGCAAGUUUGUCGUUUUCUGUGCUAAGCUGGACCACCUACAACAGGGGUGGUGCUUCCUUCGCAUGUUGGAUAUGAAGGGUAAAUACUCUGGGGCCACGCUCCUCACUCACCUCAGCGUAACCCCCAUCUCUUAA